AUGCAAAGACUCGCCGCGCUCCAGUUCUGCCUGUGGUACGCAGCAGCCGGCAGGGAGUCCAGAAGCCUGGUGACGUCAGCACAGUCUAACGGUCCUCACGAGGACUUCCUGUGGGACCUGAAGGUUUCCUCCCUCAGGGCAUGCGCCUUGGCGUGCACAGUCGAUGAUAAGUGCUCUUUUUUCUCGUUUUGGAAGAAUUCCCUGGAAGUCGGUCCGCUGUGCCGUGGACACUCUCAGCAACCUGCUUCGACCUCCAAACAACCUAUUUCGACCCCGGAUGCCGUAACCUUCCAGGUCUCCAAAUUUUGGGUCAGCGAGGAAUCUCAGGGUUACUCUGGAAACACAGAUUCCACGCAGAGGACAGUUUAUAUGUCGGAGGACAACGGUAGUAAUACGGGUGGAGGGGUAGACGUUUCCAGCCCAUGCUCUCCCAUUCAGUCCACGCAGGCAGACGCGGGGACAGGCUCUCCUACCCUAGAAGAACUCACAACUGGCAAUCAGGAGGAAACAGCAACUGUACUGGCCUCAGACUGGUUUAACAUCAGGUGCCGGGACAGCGCCGACUGCACGAUGGCGAACUCUGAUUGUUUCUCCACUCGCUGCCUCUGUUCCAUCGGCUACUACUAUUCCAGUGGAACGAACACCUGUCUCAGAGGCUGUGCAGCGACCAACCUGACGGAUUCUUUCACCAGGUAUGCCUUUUAUUACAUUGAUGGCUACCACAACAAGACCAUGGUGGCUGACACACCUGGCCCCUGUCGAGAGUCGUGCGCUGCGGAAGCCUGGUGUCGAUCCUUUGACUACGAGGUCAGCACGCGCUCUGUGUGCAAACUGAACUCUGUGACCGCCCUGGACGUCCCCUCCGCUGACCUCCGAUUCUCCACGCGUCUCUAUGUCUCUCACUAUCAGAGGCAAUGCAACUGAACUUUAUUGUUUAUUACAGGUGAAAACGAAUUCAUUUCUAAAUCUUUCUCAUCUGCUGCUUUUAAAAAAGCAGUCGUUGGAAUCUGUUUUAUCUGAGCGUUUAGUCAGUGACUAUGUGUGUAAUUUCAAACGGUGGUAAUUUUGUGUACGUAGAUCAACAGUAAAGAUUUUUGUAGAGACCGUUAUAAGUAUUUCACUAAUUAGAAAACAAAACAUGUAACACCUGUUCAACUACUCUUUACUUUUCUGUGAUAUGUAACGUCUUCGACUUCUUGCACGCCGUCCAUUAUUUUUGUAAACAAUUUUAUUGUAAUUAAAUAAAUGUCUUAUGUUAUAUGUUUUCAAAGAGGAGAGCCAGAGUUUACCAUUCACUGCCUGUCUCUGUUCGGACAUCCGCUUUAAAAAUCGACAGAUGAGUGUUUCUCUAUUCACCUGGUACACUCUAUAUCCACCUGUAAAAAAAUUUUUUUUUAAAUAAAAAAAAAAAGCUAAAAAAAAAACAAAAAAACGUUCACCUCUCAUGUUUCUGUUUCCAGUGACCUGAACUCAUUGUUAUGUUGACAUGUAUCUGUAAUUGCCCUUGUAGAGUAAUACACUGGUGUUGUAUUAUAUUUUCUAGAUCAUUUCAUUACCAAGCAGCUAUAUCAGUAAAGCGUGUUGUAAACAUAGUGUUUUGAAUAUUCCUUUUUGCUAAGAGAAGAAUAUUUUGAGUAAUCAGUUCUAUCUGGCUGUGGACCGAGGUGACCAUUGUAUCCCAACGGAAGCGUAUUUUCACGUUGCCACCAGGUAAGUACGAACAGAUUACUUCAGGUGAGGCGGUUGCUUCUGUCGAAGUCGCUGAAAAUAGCUUUGUGAGUUUAGUGUCACGCAAACAACUGCUUUUGUGGUCUAGCACUUUGUCAAAUGAUUUCUGGGGCUACGGGAAUUCUCGUUGCAGUGUGGGAUUUCCUCGUAGGUGAUGAAAGCUUUCAUUUUCUUGUUUGCUUGCUUGAUCGCCAGAGUUUCUGAACGCUCCCUUAAAGGUGUAGAUCGAUUUUUGCAAUAACUAAAAAGCAAAAUACAAAAGAAAGAAAGAUAUCCGUUAAAGUAAGGUCCGGGAGGCUGAUUUUUUUUUUUUUUUUUUUGUAAUUAUCUCAGUGAAGGAAAAAAUUUCGGGAGCCUUCUGAAGCGUGACAUCAUCGACCUCGGCAGUCCGCGUUCAGAGAAACUUUGGAAGCUAUGAGACUUGUUCUGGCGCCAAUUCAACAACUUUUAAACAUUAUGAAGGGCUGCAUAGAGUUGACUGCGACAGGCAAAAUAAGUCAAGGCCUAAAACUGAUGACAGGUAAAGGUAAAAUAAACGAGGGCCCAAAACAACCGAGACAAUGUCAAACUACAGCAGGGUUACAUUAAAGAUCGCGAGCACCGUCUCCGUAGUCCGUAGCGUAGGGGCUAUCUUGCUAAAGAAAACAAAAACAGACCGAUUAAAAUAAACAAUUUCAGUAAGGGAGUAAACAUUGAUUUCUUCUAUCUUCUUUUAAAGACUUGAUUAUACAUAAAUAUCUUGAAAAAAUAAUUUUUCAGGUCGGAUCAGUAGCAAACGAAACACUGAAGAAUGGGAGAUAACAAGCUAAGCCUUUUUAAUGUGUCUUACGUCCCUUUGAUUACUUUCUCCUCUGUCAGUUUGAAUGAGUUUAGUGUUGGCUGUCGCUCGGGAGUUGACGUCUUACGACGAAAUCUUUUUUAUUUGCCACAAUAUUACAGUUCAUGUCUUGGAAAAUAAAAGACUUGUGAACCAA
Messenger RNA from Pomacea canaliculata, 2702 nucleotides. RefSeq lists its product as uncharacterized. Lineage: Eukaryota; Metazoa; Mollusca; Gastropoda; Architaenioglossa; Ampullariidae. The transcript has 3 exons. The record is from RefSeq and is a predicted model, not a curated record. The coding region runs from base 1 to 924 and encodes 307 amino acids.